AUGUAAUAAAGGGAAUAAAGGUUAUCCUAAAGAGCAUUUUCAUCUAAUUCUCCAACAAUGAGUAGUGCUUAUGCCUCAGCUAUGAAGAAUAUGUAGGAUAAAUUAAGAAAUGAUACUUAUAGGAAAUCAAUUGAUUUGUCUCCUUAAGAUAUCAUAAUUGAAUAACUUAAAUAAUAAGUAAAUGAAUUAUCAAGUGAAAAUGAUCGUCUUCAAAUGUAAUUAAUGAAAGUUUCUUAAGAAAUGGAAAUGAAUAAUAGAGCCACUUAAUAAAUAGAGUUGUUAUAAGUUGAAAGAUUAUAACAUUUAAAGGAUUAUUAAGAUAGAGUAUCAGAAUUGAUAAGGAAGAAUGAAGAACUUAAACAUGAUAAACAUGAAAUUUAAAUGGCAUUUGAAAGUCUUUAGAGAUAAUUAUAGGCUUAUAAAAAUAAUGAAAAAGGAUUGUUACAUAAAGUUGAAAUGAAGAAAUAUGAAGAAAAUUCAAUAUUAUUAAAUACUGUUUAAGAAUAUAAGUAAAAGAUUGAUAUGAAAGACAACAUUAUUAAAAAAUUAGAAAAAAGAAUAGAAUUAUUAGAAUUAGAGAAAUAAAAAUUAGAUUAAGAUUUUGAAAAUUACAAAUAAAAGCAUUCUUCAUAUAAAUUACAUGAAUUUGAAAAAUAAAUAUCUAAUCUUAAAUAUUAAUUAGAUGAGAAGGAUAGAGCUUACUUAAAAAAUAUUGAUGAAGCUUAAUCAAAUAGAUUUUGUAGAGAAGAAUAAAUGGCUAAAAGAAUUUAAGAGUUGAUUUUAAAGAGUUCUGAAUAUCAAGAUAUUAUUUAAUAAUUAACUAUGGAUUAUAAAGAUUUAAGCGUUAAAUAUUAAACUCUUAAAAUUAAAUUGGAAUCUGAAGAAAAGAGUCACAAAUAUUUAAAAAGAAGAAUAUCUAGAUAAGAAGAAACAGAAUUUAAUUAAGGAUACAAAGAAUAGAGAACAAUUAGUAAAUUAAAUUUAGAUUAAAUUUCUAACACAUUACCUAGUCCAAGAGCAGAUUAAAGUUUAAGAUAAAGUCAAUUAAAAUAAGCAAUUAAAGAUUGUUUAGUAGAUAUGAAGAAUUCAGCAUAUAGUCCUGAUAAAAAGGUUGAUUCAAGAAAAAGAUUAAUAUCUCCAUUAUCACCUCAAUAACAUAUAGAAAUUGAAGCUAAAUUAAAGUCUUUAAAUGAAAAAUAUGAAAAUUUAAUUCGUUAAGCUUAGCGAGAGAAUGAUUUUUAAAAUAAAGCAGUUAUUCGAAAAUAAUUAUUAGAAAUAGCUGAAUAAAUAAAAGAAACUACAAAACUUGAUAAAUUAAACUGA
Molecule: messenger RNA, 1323 nt
Organism: Paramecium primaurelia
Lineage: Eukaryota; Ciliophora; Oligohymenophorea; Peniculida; Parameciidae
Source: the annotation of a GenBank genome assembly